AACUUCGUUACCCUAUUUCAAAAGUGUAAAACACUCUGGUAAGAGUGUUUAAAAGGUUUAUGUAUGUGUAUAUGUGUAUGUUUCGAGCGCGGGAGCAUUCGAGUCAUUCAAGAACCACGUGCACUUGCAGGUGCACUUCUUACAUAUGUAGAGGCGGUUAAUACAGCUGCCGGUUUUAUCCGAUUGCUAUCAUUUUAACGAAAUUUUAUUCUAAUAUCUGUUAAGUAAUAGUGAAAUGUGUUAUUCUGGUGUUGUUACUUCGGAUCGGAUCGAACGUUAUUUACGCCGACGAGUUAUCAGAAAUGCCAACGAAGGGUUUGGAAACAGAUGUCCUUGGUGCUCUUGAAUCAAAGCUCGCUUAUCUUCCUGGUGGACGUGAUCGUGAGGGACGUCCUUUGAUAAUAAUUAACGUCCCAAAUGAACUACAACCGACAACGAAACCACGCUUGGAAUCGGUCAUCUUAUACUUCUUAUCAAUAUUCAGUGAAGGUACAAAGAAAGGUGGUCUAGUAUUGAUAAUAGAUGCACGUUAUCGAGCAUGGCGAGUUGCAAGAUCCUGCAUCAGGUUAUCGGUGAUGCUUCUAGGAAGUCGUGCAACUUCCGUGUUCGUUAUACGGCCAGAUGGCUUCUGGGACAAACGUGUUGAUAGUUGUACCAAGUCUUAUAAGGAUAGCGAGCCGAUGUAUGUAACAGUUGAAAGACUACACACGUUUAUUGAAUUUUCACAAUUACCGUAUGACUUGUGUGGUAAUAAAUUUUACGAUCACACGGAAUGGAUUCAAAAACGUUUGAAAGUUGAAGAAUGUAUGAAAGAUGGUUUAGAAUUAUUAUCAAAAAUGUCAAAUUUACAUGAACGAUUGAGUAACCUUGAUGGGAUUCGCAUGAGACAAUCUGACGAUGAUUUAGAAUCUUAUUGGGAAAUUGGAAUGGAACUUACAUCUGUUGCUUCUCGUAUUCUUAACUCAGGUAGGAGUUUAGUGAACACUAUGAGCAGGGAUUCAUCCAGAGAUUCUUUGGACACUGUUAAAAAAAUACACGGACUUCUCGAUUCCAUUGAAUUAAAGCAGGUGGACAUUGAAAAUUGUUGGACUCAAAUGGAAAGAAGUUUGGAUACUGUAAAAGUAAUAGACGAACUUGAAAAAGGUGUUUCACAAGUAACGGAGUGGAUUUUGGGACCGGCCGACGCCAUGUUGAAUUCUUCUUAUCAAAUUGGUUUUGAUGUUGUUUCUUCGGAUGAUCUUAGAAGACAACACGAACAAUUGGAAUUAAAAUGCAGGGAAACCUAUGGUCGUUACGCUGAGUUGCUUCAUAAGAUUGAUCGUUUACCGACAGGUCAUUUACCGGAAGAUUUAAAAUCACAAAAGGAUUUUAUGGAUUUUGUUUGUCGUAGUUUUGCAUCAAGAUUGGAAAGACGUAGAAAUGUUCUCAUAACUUGUCAGAGAUUUUUCAGGCUUGUAUCCGAAUACUUUGACAAGACGAGUGAAGUUUUUGACAAGCUGGUGAUGACAAAUACGACUCAUGAUUUCUCUCAAGCAAGUUUGAAAUUACUCAUGCUGGAAAAGAAUCAAUUGGCACUGGAAGAGUUAGAACAGGAACUUGUGAAAGAGGGUGAAAAACUUUCUGACAUUUUAUCGAUGCCUGUCAAAGAUGCUUUAGGAAGAGACGUUCAUGUUGAUUAUGGAGAAGAUAUUGUCAAUGUACGUGAUAUUUUGGAUGCAACCAUUGCUAGGAAAAAUAUUUUUAAUGACAGUGUAGAAUUACAGAAAUUAACUUUGAAACAAAUUUCUUUAAUACAUACAUACGAAAAUGACGCUGAACAGGCUGUUAAAUGGUUAAACGAUUUAUUCAACGUUUUAUUUCAAAAUUUGAUGGAAGUUGGAUGUAACACCAGUGAAAUACAAUCACAAAAAGAACAACAUCAAUCAUUUCAAGCAACUGCUCAGGUAAGUUACAAAUAUGUGUACUUGUUAAAUGGUACUUUUGAAUAUGGUUGUCAAUUGAUAAACGGUGCUAGAGUUUUGAGAUUGUCUUGCAGAUUACCAAUGGACAACAACGUUAAUUUGUUAAUGAGAUUACGUCAAAUUUGGAAACAAUUACGUUUGGCUGGUCAAGAACAAUUAAUCAGACUACGUGUGUGUGCAGUUUUUCAUAGAAGUGUUGAAGAUCACUGUUCAAAAUUACGAGAUUUGAUCGACAUAGUUGGAUCUUUAAGACGUGCAAGAAAAAAUGAAGAUUUUGUUAGUGAGUGUCGUGCAAGAGCUGAGAUAAGAGAUAUAUUGGGUGAUCGAGAAAAACUUUUAUUGGAUGUUGGUCGCAUGGUUAGAUUGGGACGUCUUUUGAGGACCAGAUUGAAGGAACCUGUGUGCCAUCAACGAUGA
This is a messenger RNA of Polistes dominula (European paper wasp), 2378 nucleotides long. Its product is annotated as SEC14 domain and spectrin repeat-containing protein 1. The record is from RefSeq and is a predicted model, not a curated record. Gene Ontology annotation, molecular function: phosphatidylinositol-5-phosphate binding; phosphatidylinositol-3,5-bisphosphate binding; phosphatidylinositol-4-phosphate binding. Lineage: Eukaryota; Metazoa; Arthropoda; Insecta; Hymenoptera; Vespidae.